Messenger RNA from Calidris pugnax (ruff), 4801 nucleotides. RefSeq names its product integrator complex subunit 7 (gene INTS7). The record is from RefSeq and is a predicted model, not a curated record. Gene Ontology annotation, biological process: snRNA 3'-end processing. Gene Ontology annotation, cellular component: integrator complex. The transcript has 20 exons. Bases 37 to 2922 code for a protein of 961 amino acids. NCBI's taxonomy places the organism in Eukaryota, Metazoa, Chordata, Aves, Charadriiformes, Scolopacidae.
GGGAGCGGCGCUGAGGCGGUGGGGGGGGCCGCCGGUAUGGCUGCCAGUGCUAAGUCCUUCCUGGCCGAUGCGGGCUAUGGCGAGCAGGAGCUGGACGCUAACUCCGCCCUCAUGGAGCUGGACAAAGGCCUCAGGUCCGGCAAACUCGGGGAGCAGUGCGAAGCCGUCGUGCGUUUCCCCAGGCUCUUCCAGAAGUACCCUUUCCCUAUUCUCAUUAAUUCAGCUUUCCUGAAGCUAGCGGACGUUUUCCGGGUGGGAAACAACUUCCUGAGGCUGUGUGUGCUGAAAGUUACUCAGCAGAGCGAGAAGCACCUAGAGAAGAUACUAAACGUGGAUGAGUUUGUCAAAAGAGUUUUCUCAGUAAUUCAUAGCAAUGAUCCAGUUGCUCGGGCUAUUACCCUUCGGAUGUUGGGCAGCAUGGCAUCUAUUAUUCCAGAAAGGAAGAAUGCACAUCACAGUAUUCGUCAGAGUUUGGAUUCCCAUGAUAAUGUGGAAGUUGAAGCUGCUAUAUUUGCUGCUGCCAACUUUUCUGCACAAUCAAAGGAUUUUGCUGCUGGAAUAUGCAAUAAAAUCAGUGAGAUGAUUCAAGGUUUGGCCACACCUGUGGACUUGAAAUUGAAGUUGAUCCCAAUUCUACAGCACAUGCAUCAUGACGCCAGCCUGGCCUCCAGCUCCCGGCAGCUGCUGCAGCAGCUGGUAACAUCCUACCCCUCUACCAAGAUGGUCAUUGUUACUCUGCACACUUUUACUCUGCUUGCUGCAUCUUCUUUGGUUGACAUUCCCAAACAGAUCCAGCUUUUGUUGCAAUACUUGAAGAAUGACCCCAGGAAGGCUGUGAAGAGGCUUGCCAUCCAAGAUUUAAAGUUGUUGGCCAACAAGACACCACAUACGUGGAGCAGAGAAAAUAUUCAGGCUCUCUGUGAAUCUGCUCUUCACACUCCUUACGACAGCUUGAAACUGGGCAUGCUCUCUGUUCUUUCCACGCUCUCGGGGACCAUUGCCAUUAAACAGUACUUCAGCAGUGCUCCAGGAACGGCAGCUACAACUGUGAGAUCAUUUGAUUUAGUAAAACUAGCCCAGGAGUGCUGUUACCAUAAUAACCGUGGCAUUGCAGCUCAUGGUGUGAGAAUUCUGACUAAUAUAUCAGCCUCUUGUCAGGAAAAAGAUCUUUUGCCUCUGGAGCAAGAUGCAGUUUUUGGCUUAGAAGCUCUUCUUGUUCUUUGUAGUCAAGAUGACAGUCCAGGAGCUCAGGCAACCUUAAAGAUCACGUUAACUUGUAUGGUGAAGCUGGUCAAGUGCCGUCCUCACCUGAGCCAGUCGGUAGUUGAGUCCCUGCUGACCCAGCUGCACAGCGCCCAGGACACCGCCAGGAUUCUCAUGUGCCACUGUUUAGCAGCUAUUGCCAUGCAGCUGCCUGUCCUGGCAGAUGGGAUGCUGGGAGACCUAAUGGACCUCUACAAAUUAAUUGGCCGGUCUGCCACAGAUAAAAAGCAGGAACUCUUGGUUUCUCUUGCGACAGUGAUAUUUGUUUCCAGUCAGAAAGCUUUAUCUUCAGAAGUCAAAACUGUUAUCAAACAGCAGCUUGAGAAUGCCUCCAAUGGAUGGACAGCCUACAGGAUAGCCAGGCAGGCUUCCAGAAUGGGCAACCAUGACAUGGCCAGAGAACUGUAUCAAAGCCUCCUGACUCAAGUGGCCUCAGAACACUUCUACUUCUGGCUGAACAGUUUGAAGGAGUUCUCCCAUGCAGAACAGUGCCUGACAGGUUUGCAGGAGGACAACUACAGCUCAGCACUUUCUUGCAUUGCUGAAGCUUUAAAAUCCUAUCACAAAGGAAUAGCGUCACUGACGGCUGCUAGUACGCCUCUUAAUCCUCUGAGCUUUCAGUGUGGAUUUGUGAAACUCAGAAUUGACCUUCUGCAAGCUUUUUCUCAACUUAUUUGUACCUGCAACAGCCUAAAAACAAGUCCACCACCAGCUAUUGCCACAACGAUUGCUAUGACAUCAGGAAAUGAUCUGCAAAGGUGUGGGCGCAUCUCUAACCAGAUGAAACACUCAAUGGAGGAAUUCCGAAACCUGGCUACACGGUAUGGAGACCUGUAUCAGUCAUCUUUUGAUGCGGACUCAGCAACUCUAAGGAAUGUAGAACUACAACAGCAGAGCUGCCUGUUGAUUUCACAUGCAAUAGAAGCUCUGAUUUUGGAUCCAGAAUCUGCAAGUUUCCAGGAAUAUAGCUCAAAUGGAACAGCACAUGUCGAGAGUGAAUAUGAAAGAAGAAUGAUGUCUGUAUUUAAUCAUGUACUGGAAGAAGUGGAAUCCCUCAACAGGAAGUAUGCUCCUGUGUCUUACUUGCAUACGGCUUGUCUGAGCAAUGCUGUCAUUGCAUUGUUGAAAGUACCCCUUUCAUUUCAAAGGUACUUCUUCCAAAAGCUGCAGUCUACAAGUAUUAAGCUUGCUCUGUCUCCAUCCCCGAGGAACCCAGCAGAACCUAUUGCAGUACAGAACAAUCAGCAAUUGGCCCUAAAGGUGGAAGGAGUGGUUCAGCACGGAUCUAAACCAGGCCUUUUCCGUAAAAUCCAGUCUGUCUGUUUAAAUGUCUCUUCAGUGCUGCAGAGCAAAUCUGGACAAGACUAUAAGAUUCCUAUUGACAACAUGACCAAUGAAAUGGAGCAGAGGGUGGAACCACACAACGACUACUUCAGCACUCAGUUUCUGUUAAACUUUGUGAUACUUGGCACCCACAACAUCACAGUAGAGUCCUCUGUAAUAGAUUCAAAUGGUAUUGUCUGGAAAACGGGGCCUAAAACAACUAUUUUUGUUAAAUCUCUUGAGGAUCCAUACUCCCAGCAGGUUCGUCUUCAGCAACAGCAAGGACAGCCACCAUCACAGCAGCAACAGCAAAGAACAGCCUACUCACGGUUUUGAUUCCCAGCAGUGACUCUAUCCCAGUCAAUGGUAUUACAGUUUUUUCUUGGACUCUCUUUUUGAAAGACCUACAGUUUUAACCUUCUAGGAAGUCUCAGAUGACAAUUUGUUGCUUUUUAAACUAUCUGGAGUAAACUUGAACUUGAUUCAGCAGAGGCAACUCUGUUCAAAUCUGGAGUUGUGCUUUUAAUGUAAGAACUUCUUCUACCUGAUGCCUUCACUUCUGUUUACAAACCUGUUACAGCAGGCUUCAGAAACUUUGAUAGCAGGGAACACUAACAGUUCUUUGACUAGUGUUUUCUGUACUGUCUUUUUUGAAGCACAUAGGUUCUAAUGUUAGGCUUACAGGACAUCUGUAAACGCUUUGGCUAGUUACAUAGAACUGAGUGUAAUACCAAGUCUGUAUCUUUUAACAGGAAGGAAUUGGCAGGAAUAUCCAGAGAUUUAUUUUUUUUCUGACAUUUUUAAUAGAAACUUUCAGUAUUUGGUUGGUGUAUGUGUGUUAUUACAAUUCAUCAGCACUACUUAGUGCACACACCUGAAAGAAAAAAAAAAUUGCAGCUCACUUCUCAUACCUAGUCAUUGUAGAGGAAGGAGACUGCUUGAAGGGUUGCUGUCUGGGGAGUCUUACAAGAGGCAGAAUUUUACAGGUGGGAACAAUAACUGUUUCUCAGAUGAUAUAGGAAAGAUUACUAUGUUGUUGUUGAAUGAAUCUUCGUGUAUAUCUGUUUUGGAAGGCUUUGGUUUUGUUGGGGGCUUUUUGUUUGCUUGUUGAAGAGCGAAAUUAUCUUGCAAGUUGUCAUUUGUUUUAACUGCUUUGUUUUUUUAAAAAAGGAAUUUUAUAUACCAAAGCUUUGUGGUCUUGUGUACUCUUUGACCAAUUUAGUGAUCUUAAUUGUUACUUUUACAGGAUAACUUGAAGGAGAAUUUUGCCAAUACUAGAAAUUAAUUCAGAGUAACUUUGGAAAUAUAUUACUUCAUACAUAGUUUUCAUGCUUCCUUUGAGAUGUAAAAGGCUGAACUCGGCCUGUGUCUGGGCUCCCAGGCAAUAGAUCACAUAACACGUCCUUCACCUGCUCCUCAUAAAUAAUCUCUGCUUAUCAGUGCAGGAAAGUAGGACCCACUUGAAUGGGGAGGAGGGAAGAAUGUCUUACAGACUUCAGUUUGUAAAUGGUUUAAUCCCUCUCAUUGAAGCAGAAAUUUUCAUUUGUUGUUUUCUCAGUAAAUUCCUAAGAUAUUGUUAUUUCUUCAAGUUGAUUUCACUGUAGAUGCUGACUACAGCUUGCAGGUUCUGCUUGCUUUAUAUGCAGAGAAUAUGAUAAUGGAUUGUUAUAAGACUAGGUUUCUUUGGCAUAGCUGGAUGAAGAAUUGUUUUCACUGUGUUUUCCCGUAAUAGUUGCUUAAGAAAUCAACUUUCUUCCUCUUGGCUUAAGAUUAACUAGAAAAAAAAAGGAUGAGAUCAUGGUAGAUUUCAUAGUGUCUUGGUCAGGCUACAAUCCUAAACAGAAAAGAUAAUUGGGCAGCAAGGUGGAAAUAGAAGACUCACAAAAUUGGUGAAAAAUUCACCAUUAUCCUUCUUAAACCUCAUUUUUAUUUUGUGCAGGAGACAGAAACCACCACUACACUUCAAGCUGGCUGAGGAAAAUGGUGAUUUCUAUCCCCAAUUCUAUGGUUUUGUACUUAGUUUUUUAGGCGUGUGUGUAUAUAUACACAUACAGAUUUGCAUGCAUACAUGGACCUAUAGCUACAUGUAGUUGUGUGGUCCAGAAAGUUGAUUCACCUAGAGUUGUGCAUGCAAGUCUGUCAGAUUGAGGACCUGAACUGUUUGUGGUUGGUUGCAUUUUCCAAUAAAGUCAUAGAUCAAUGUCUUAACCACAAA